GUACAGUGUUGAUCGUUAAAACAAACCGCGUAAAGUGUUUACGUCCCUUGUUGAAUACCUCUUUCCGUCAAAGAUGAUUUUUGCUCUCCUUUCUCAAACCGUACGAAGGAAUUCUAUUCCAUUUGAGAACAAACUUAUUCUCCACUCCAGGUAGAUCUUUGCUCUCCUUCGAUUAUUGUCUGUUUUAUUUCGAGUUUUGUUUUCCGCCGUGAAGAAUUUCUCCGAUGAUAACUAUGAGUCUAUGAUGACAACAAGUGGCUACUCGGCUGUUCCAUCUCCAUGCGAGAUCAUCGACUCAUCGCGGAGUGGAGAAUGACUAUCAGCCGAUGAUUGAAGUCCCAUUUGAUCUCUUUGUCACAAAGAAACAGAAUGUCUUUGACGUGGACGGCAGAUUCCAAUUCACUGAUUUGUUUGGGAAUUUGCUCUUCGAGGUUGAAGGCCUAUCAGCUGAUUCUUCAUCUCAUCCAAAUGGCCGGAAGUUUCUUAUUGACGCUGCUGGAGAUACGCUUAUUACUGUGGUCCAAGCAAUUAAAGGAAAGUGGGAAGGGUUUAAGGGAGAAAGCACUCAGGAACGGGAAAUGAUGUUCAAAGUGGAGAGGGUUACAAAUACAUUUACAGAUAAAGAGUUUGAGAUAUUUCUUUGUGAUGAAAACAUUGAAGAAGGAAGAACUGAUUUCAGGAUGAAGGGCUGCCCUUUCAAAAGAUCUUGCACUAUAUACAAAGGAAACUCAAUAUUGGCUCAGACCAGCCUCAUGUAUACUAUUGGGACGGGCAAGUAUUGUGUUCCUAGAAGCAGAUUCCGGAUCACUCUAUUUCCAGGCCCUUGUGAUCUUGUUAUGAUUGUUUCUUUGGUUGUAAUAUUUUUUUAUAAAAGAAGGUUUUUGGUAUAGCACAAAAUGUCAAAAUAACCAAAAUUUAUCCCCUUCUAUUACCAUCUUUAAGUACUCGUAAUUGAUCAUACAAGGCAAUGGACAUCACGACCUAUGUGAGGCGUGUUUAUAACAAACAAUGUUUUCAUGAAUGGAUGAAUCUUGGAGUCACCAUUGAUGCUGGGAAGGAGCUUGCAGCAUUGGAGUAAUGGUAAUGGCCUUGAGGGAAACCAAGGCUCGAUCCGUUUGGUCAAGGGAAAAUGUUUUAUAACUGUUACUGUAAAGUAAUUUGUUUAUGUAGUUUGGAGGAAAUGGCGCUGGAAAUAUUUUCUUACAGGGAAAACUAUCAAAUAGGCUCUUC
Messenger RNA from Cuscuta europaea, 1230 nucleotides. Lineage: Eukaryota; Viridiplantae; Streptophyta; Magnoliopsida; Solanales; Convolvulaceae. The record is from the annotation of a GenBank genome assembly.